Messenger RNA from Sebastes umbrosus (honeycomb rockfish), 7577 nucleotides. Its product is annotated as fidgetin-like. Gene Ontology annotation, molecular function: ATP binding; ATP hydrolysis activity; microtubule severing ATPase activity. The transcript has 3 exons. The record is from RefSeq and is a predicted model, not a curated record. NCBI's taxonomy places the organism in Eukaryota, Metazoa, Chordata, Actinopteri, Perciformes, Sebastidae. Bases 794 to 3073 code for a protein of 759 amino acids.
CAUCAUUUCACCACUUUGCCACACAAACUAGACGCCCAUAAUAAACCUUACGGGCAGUAAUUGGAAUUGAGGCUUUUUUUUCUCCUCUCCUCUCCUACUCUUUACCCCCUUUACGCGCAGGCUCCAAAUCCAAAUUUCACCUAGUGCACCAAAACGGCUAGGGUCGGCCCUGGCUGUAUAAUCUGAUUGGUUCCAGUUUGCAACCAACAUUUCCAAACAAGAUCUCGAGAUAAAACGGCUCUAAUCAUUAUUUUUCAAUUAUUAAACACACGUUACAUACAACUUUGAUUUUAGUGUGCGACAAAAAAAAAAAAAAGACUGCACCUUUAAUCUGUCAUAAAGUCAGUAUAAGAGACCAGUUAACGUGGUAGUGGCUCCUCAGUCUCUUACACUUCUCACCAUUUCACCACACAAACUAGACGCCCAUAAUAAACCUUAUGGGCAGUAAUUGGAAUUGAGGGUUUUUUUUUUUUUCUUCUCUUCCUCUCUUCUCUCUUCUCUUUACCCCCUUUCCGCGCAUGCGCAGUGUGGCGCGCACUGGUCAGUCUGAGAAGCAGCUGUUCUGUUCAGGAGCUGGUUGAAAUUCCAACAUGGCAGUAGUGGCCGCGGUCAGUGUUGUUUCCUGCGAUACCUCGGGAUGCUUUCAGCUCGCUCGCAGCCAGGCUUAACCCUCGAGGACCUCGUUCAUCAGCAGAACCCCUACCCGGGAUCGAUGCGACCCUAACAACCCCCAAAACCCCCAACCCAAGAGGUCGACCUGAGAGAGAGAAGAAGAGAAAAAAAGCAGCUCGAGAUGAUCAGCAGCAACAGCGUCUAUGGCUUAAAGAUGCAGUGGACCCCCGAGCACAGCCAGUGGGCCGAACAGCAUUUCGACAUCUCCUCCACCACGCGCUCGCCAGCCCACAAGGCUGAGGCCUACAGGGCGGUACCUGGCCACCUGCAGCGCUCGGCCACCUACCAGUACGCCUGGGCCAAUGACGACAUCUCGGCCCUCACCGCCUCCAACCUGCUCAAGAAGUAUGCCGAGAAGUAUUCCGGCAUCCUGGAGAUGCCGUACCCCGAGGGCCCUGGAGUGAUGAACGGACGGAAGGUUGAAUCCGAGCCCUGGCAGGACGGCGUCUACCCCAUGAGCUGCAUCCCCGAGGGGGUUUCCAUCCGAAAGGGAGGGGUGGCGGCGGCCUCGGAUGUGGUGUCUGGCAUGUGCAGCUCGCCGGGCCUGGCCUCCAGCACCCUGAGCGAGCCCAGCUACUCCAGCAGCAGCUGCGGGAGCCACGCCGCCACCGCCCUGCACUCCUCCUCCAUGCCCUCUCAGGAAUACGGCCCUCCGUACAGCAGCGCCUACCUGCACGGUAGUUACAGCUCCCAGUCUGCCCCCGCCCCGGCACUUCCCUCCCCACUGCACAGCUCUGGGCUCCUGCAGCCGCCCCCUCCGCCGCCCUCCCACCCCACUCUAGUCCCAGCUUACAACGGAGGCUCCCCCAACUUGUCUAAUUAUAAUUACCCCCCAGCAGGCUACCCAGCUCAGAGCUCCGUCGGGCCAGGAUACAGCCCUGGAGGAGCACCCCCUCCAUCCUCAUACCUUCCCUCAGGCAUCGCUGCACCUACACCCCUUCCCCCAUCUUCUACUUUACCUGGAUACCCAUACCAGAGCCACAACCUGACCCCAAUCGCCCCCACGCCUCUCAACAGUAGCUCCUCCAACUCACUGAAGAGGAAAGCCUUCUACAUGACAGGCCAAGGAGAGAUAGACUCCGCUUAUGGUAACUUUGGCUACGGCCAGGCCCGGAGCUCGGCCGAGAGCCCCAUGUACAGGAUAGCUGACAGCAGCAGUGCGAACGGAGGCUCCAACAGCGCCGGUGGUGGUGGAUUUGACAGAAAUGCUGAAAAGUCGUCUUUACCUUUUAAUCCUCAGAAGCAGUCCACAAUGUCCUCAGAGCAGAGGAAGUACAGCAGCCAGGCAACAGGUGGGCCGCUGACUCCACCGGCCUAUGUCACCUCCACCCUGGGGGGUUCCCGCUCAACAGAUUCCCUCGCCAGCUUCACCUCCCCUUCCCUCAGCGAGCAAGGUGCCGACGAUCACCGUCUCCACCUCUCCCACUCAGCACCAGGGCCUACCUCCUCCUCAUCCACUUCCUCCUCCCGGCCUGCUGAAGAGCAGCUAAAAACCAGUGACCCUCACCUCCUAGAUAUGGUUACCUCUGAAAUCGUUCAGCAGGGGCCCCCAGUGGAUUGGAGUGACAUCGCAGGACUAGAACUGGCCAAGGCAACCCUGAAGGAGGAGGUCCUGUGGCCCAUCCUGCGCCCGGACAUGUUCAGCAGUUUAGGGCCAGUCCCACGUUGCGUGUUGCUGUUUGGCCCCAGGGGCAGUGGCAGGACGUUGCUGGGUCGCUGCCUGGCCAGCCAGCUGGGGGCGCCGUUCCUCCAGCUCAACGGUUCUACGUUGGCCACCAAGUGGCUGGCGGAGGGAGAAAAGAUUAUCCGAGCGUCCUUCCUAGUGGCGCGCUGCCGGCAGCCUUCAGUACUGUUCAUUAGCGAGGUGGAUAUGCUGUUGUCAGCCCACCUCAGCGAAGAGAGUCCCAUCAACCGGCUAAAGGGGGAGCUACUUGCCCAGUUGGACUCCCUUCUCAUGGGCUCAGGCGAGGACAACCAAGUGUUGGUGGUUUGCUCCACAAGCAGGCCCCAGGACAUGGACGAAGGGCUGCGCAGGUAUUUUGCUCGGAGGGUCCUCGUGCCCCUGCCGGAUGGCGCGGCCCGACACCAGAUCGUGAGCCAGCUCCUGGCUCAAUCUCAGCACAAGUACUGCUUGAGCGAGGAGGAGCUGGCGCUGCUGGUCCAGCGUACCGAGGGUUUCUCCGGACUGGACCUGGCCAGACUCUGCCAGGAGGCCCUCGUAGGUCUGUUGCACGUCUCUGCACAGGGCAUGGACAUGUCGGGUAUGAUGCCCAGGGGACAGGUCAGGCCCCUCACCUACCAGGACUUUGAGAGUGUCUUUUGUAAAUUCCAAGCCAGUAUAUCACAGAAAGAGAUUGACACGUACACUGAGUGGAACAAAAUGUUCGGCUGCAGCCAGUGAAGAGAUAGAUUCCGCCCUUGAGAAAAAGAGGCAUCCACAAUUCCUCCCCUCAGGGCAGAAGCAUUGUGCUGGAGGGAAAGGCACACAGAAGGCCAACACGAGCCCACAGAGUUCUCACAAGCAGGGUUUAGACGCACCGAGAGACCUGGUUUGACGAGACCACUGGCAGUUUUGCCGUUAAUGAGCAAGAGUUUUAAUUUGAAUGCUUGACACUCCAGAAAGCCAGGCAUUGUUUACACAUUGCAAGCAAGUUGGCUUCAGAAGAGACGCCCCAGUGUCUGUGUAUAUAUCGUUAAUGUUCUUGUUCUUGAGAUUUAGUUGGCUAUCCAAGUGCCUGACGUGGUGCUUUCUGAUUUUCUUUCUUUGUUUAUUUGCCUCACAAUCUACAUUCAUGGCAUGAGCUGACGAUUAUUAAGAGCUUUAAAACUUCAGCGGUGAGUCUGAAAAACAAGAGAUUGACAGUUGCCAUUGGUGGUGGUCAAUCAUUCUUUAUUGUCUUGCUAAGAGCAGUAAUCCAUCAGGGCGGCAGUAGUCUGGGCCCUGACUUCGCACUCAUCCCCUUCUGAUCCCGUGUCUGCAAAACAAACAAACGUAACAAACAAAACUCAGGAAAGCGUUUGUGAAUUGUACAGUACCUCAAGAUAUCUUGACGAAAAAAGCACUAAGAUCUGACAGGAGAAUCCGAGCUGGUUUGGCAGUUUAUGUUUAGCGAAGCAGUGUUAGGUGUACCUCAACUGGCUAGGAUAAAUAGCAAAGAGGUGACGAUGAAUGUACUAGAUAUUUUCUGGAAUGAUGGAACAUAAUCAAUAGUGAAUAAAAACAUUUUUUUCCCCUCCCAGCAGGUGCUUUAGCUACCUGCUUCUACUUGACCAAUCCUGAAGCUUAUUUCCAUCGCUUUAAAAAAGAAUAAUACAAUUUUAAAAACCACACAGCUUCUGCAAAGCUGUGUGGUUUUGGGGUUUUUAAGAGACGAGCAAGUGUUGGGGUGAUGGGAGUUGUAUAUUUAUUAAAACAACCAUAAUCAAUAUUGUUUAUAUUAUGCGAUCUAGGCUAUAUGGUUAGGCUGCAUGGAGGCUCCAUCAGUUUGUCAGCUAACUUCUGCACAAAAUACCGGCUCUUUUGUCAUGAGGGGAGAUGUAAUCUCCGACGUGGAUGAACUUGAUGCUAAAAAAACACCUCCAAAAAAAUUUAAAGGAAUAGUUUGACAUUUUGGGAAAUACACAUAUAUCGAAAAAUGAAGUAUAAAAACAACAAUUUGGUGGUUUUAUGUGCCGCUAAGCUAACGGGCUGCCAGCUGUAGCCUAAUAUUGUAAGGGAACACCUCAAAAUAAUUUAAAGGGAUAGUUACAAUUUGGGGAAAUACACUUAUUUGCGUUAAAUGAAAGAUAUAAAAUAAAUUUGAAAUUUGAAAACAGUGAAACAACUAGCCUGGCUCUGUCAGAAGGUAACAAAAAAACAUUUUAUACAUUGCUUGUUUAUUCAUACAAAAAUCUAAUUUGUGAUUUUAUGUGCUGUUAAGCUAACGUUUCUGCUGGUUGUAGCCUUAUAUUGAAAAGACAAACAUAACAGUGGUAUCGACCUUCUUGUUUAACUCUCGGCAAGAAAGCAAAUAAAAACGUAUUUCCCAAAAUGUCAAACUACUCUUUAAAUCACAGUUAUAUAUCAAAGACAAUUUACUGUAUCUCUUUGUGUGAAUUAAAUGUUUGACUUAAUGUCAUUUCACCGAAUUUCCCCGCUGGGGAUCAAUAAAGCUGUAUCUUAUCUUAUCAUUUAAUCCAGUUGGUUUCAGCCAGAAAUGCUGUAUUGGAAAUCAGUAAGCAGCUCAUCUGUUGCGUUCAAGGAAAAUCUGUUUCCAUAACGGUAAACUAGGAUUAAGGGAGCUCAUUCCAGAUAUCCCUCCCAGUUUUUAAGUUGGAUUUGAUAGGUGUCACAACCCAGAUAUGGAAAUAUGGAUUUUGCAAAGUUGUCUUGUCACUCGCACUGUUUAGCUGCAUUUUAACUGGAUUAUCUGUAGAACGGGAUGCCACUCCUGUAAUUCAAAUUAGACAAGGUCAUUCAUCUAGUACAUACGUAUCUUACAUGCCUAUAAUUUAAAAAUGUGUUGAAAGUAGACAGUAAAUUGCUGUUUUUGCUGGACGUCAGACGUAAUUUCAUAAUAAACUGUCUAUUUGAAAGGUCCAUCUUAACACUAAUUGAGAGUGAGUGAAAUUACAUAUUAAGAAAAAACUUGUAUUUUCUUCAGCCAUUGCUACAAAUCAAGCCGACAAAACUUGCUGACCAGCGUUAGCUAACGUGUUCAGAGAAUUAGGCUUUGUCCGAAAUCUCAUACUACUUACUACAUAUCCAAUAUGUGUACUAUCGUUCAACAUACUUUUGUGUGAAUAAACAGUAUCUUUUCAUAAGCACUGAGCAGCAGUUUACGUCGUCACUUCCUGAGAACCUCCUUGCCGGUUGAAGACGUGUAACCAUGGUAACCCGUGCCAACCCCAUGUGAUCAAAAUGAACGUUUGUGAGAAUCAAAGUCUGAAUUAAUUUCAAAUAUACGUUACGCCUAGCAAAGUGAAAUCUUAUACUUAAAUUGAAGCGUUAUUGACGUUACAGAGCUGUUUGUCGCCGUCCGUUGUCGCCACCACUGCAUUGCAUUGUGGGAUAUUUAUACCGCCGUAGUGUCCAGUGUUGCAUACUGUAAUAUUUCACCGGAAAUAGUGCGCAAUUUGCGUACUCUUGGUUCCAUCCCAAGGUUUAAUAAAAUAUCUCUUAAAUAGCAUGUUAGUAUGGAAUUUCGGACGCAACCUUAUUCUGCCUCCACCUACAGAAAUACAUCAUCAUGUUUACCAACAGAAAAGGGGUCUAUACAUAGUUAGCAACACUGUAAAGGACAUUAUUUUAAUCAAGUUACAAUCAGAACAUUUGAAUCAAAUAUGUUUUAUCCAAAAUGACCGCCCGAGGCAAACUAAUCCAAUUCAAACAUAAUUUUUUUUUUCUCAACUGUGACUGUAUUUCAUUUUUCACUGUAUUUUACACAGACGGCAUCUAAAUGCAUUUGGAUACAUACUUCAGUUGACUGAAAAGCUUUGAGUGAGGAAUUGUGGCACUAGUCUUAAAGUCCUUCAUCUCUGAAGGUUAUCUGUUGCCCAUUGUGUUGCAUUGGAAUGUAUUUUUUGUCUCUUCCUUGCUUGUCCGUUAGCUCCACUGUUGUGACACGAGAAUACUUAAGAUAGUUUAAUGUGCACUAAAGCAUUUUGUGUGUAAUAUUGUUUUGUUGAAAUAUAUUUGUCUGUCCGGUAUUUAUCCUGAAGGAGAUUUAUCUGAUCAGUUUUUUAAAUUUUUUUAAUCGUAAAUCCUGCUUUUUUUAUUUUAAAUAUAAUAUCAGUGAGCUGCAUUACUGUAUGUUCAGGCCCACUCUGUGUUGCUAUCUCCGGUCUAGUGCGGCACCUGAUGUGGGGGGAAAAAAAAAAGUUCUGCUGAGCGUCAGCAAAAUUGACGGAAAGGAAAGACAGCCAGGCAGCAGUGUGGCGGCAGCACAAGGGGAAAAGCAGAGUGGUCCGUCAGAAAACCACCCUCAAAAACAAUCUGUACCAGAAUUCCUUCUGUCAGCAAAUCCUCUGGAGAGAGAGUCCCUUUAGACAGAAAAACCGACUAAUGCACUUCAGAGCACACAACAACAGCACAGGCGUCUCCCUCUCCCCUCCACCGCCGACGAACAAACGACUUGAAACACACCGCUCGAUGCUACGCUUGUUUGUUGCGUGUUUUGUGGUCCUUCUUUUGUGUCUCGACCUUUUUUCUACAUGGUGUUUUUUUUUUUUUUUUUUUUUAAAUGGAGUUCUUCUUUAAAGCAUUUCUACCUCAUGGCUACAAAAACACACGUGGUAUUUGAUUUACGUCUUUCCAAAUGUCAGUGAAAAAAAAAGCAUUGAAAAAAUAAAAUAUUAAAAAAAAAAAAAGUGGAGAGAAUUACAACAUGAAGUUUUUGCGCAGUCUACCUCACAUGACUGUACUUAAAACAUUUAGCUGAUGGUGCAACCGCAGGCUGCAGCAUAGCCCAGUGUGUGUGUGUGUGUCUGUCAACGUGUGUGUGAGCUAUAAGCGAAACACACACACACCUGAUAAACGUCAAAAACACACACAAGUGUGAGGACGGAAACCGCUGGGGUCGACCUAAAAAGGCGACCCGGAAAUGUAUAAUCCAAUACAUUUGCUUUAAUCUUUUGUGAACUACUGUGGUUGUGCGCGUGUGAAUGUGUAUAUACAUGGGCACACUCUUCUGUUUUUUAUUUAGUGUGUUGGAUUUUAUAAAUUGUUAGUAUAUAUAACACACUUGCACAACUUUAAAACCAGAGUGUAACGUGUUUCUGUUGUACAUACCUAUACAUACAAUACAAAUGCACCACUUGUUUAUAUGUGUGAAUAUGUUGCCAUACUUGCAGUCAAUGUAUUUUCAUGUAAUCUUAGGUACAAGCAGCAACAAACAAUUCAUUAAAGACAUUUUCUUGGGAGAUUA